Pleuronectes platessa (European plaice) is the source of this 7035-nucleotide messenger RNA. RefSeq names its product SMG6 nonsense mediated mRNA decay factor (gene smg6). Gene Ontology annotation, cellular component: telomerase holoenzyme complex. The coding region runs from base 43 to 5043 and encodes 1666 amino acids. Gene Ontology annotation, molecular function: telomeric repeat DNA binding; telomerase RNA binding; protein binding. The record is from RefSeq and is a predicted model, not a curated record. The transcript is spliced from 19 exons. Gene Ontology annotation, biological process: nuclear-transcribed mRNA catabolic process, nonsense-mediated decay. NCBI's taxonomy places the organism in Eukaryota, Metazoa, Chordata, Actinopteri, Pleuronectiformes, Pleuronectidae.
GGGCCACCGUACUUGUUGUGUUUGUUUUCAGUCGAAGGAAAGAUGGCGGACGAACUGGACCGAGUGCGAAUCUCAGCCGCGGAACUCCGAGCCGAGGCGUCGAGCGCCGGGAACAGCACCGACUGUCAGAAAGAUGAGCAGCAUGUACCCAAGCAACAUUUGAAGCGGGAAGCAAAGCGCCCUGAUCAGCAGCGCUUCAAACCAGCAGCUGGACAUGGGCGGCAUCACCAUGACAGUGACGAGGGCGAAACCUGUCAAAGCGACCCCCCGGCCACUUGUGUACAUGAGCAUGAUAAACCGAUGCAGAGUGAGAAAAAGGCGAUCUCUGAAAAAGUUUCAGACUCCACAGAUGGUGGGACGGGCACUGACUUCGGGGAAGAAGACAGGGUGAGAGGUGAUGGAAGUAACACUCAGAACCGUAAAAAGGGCAGCCACUCACGGCCUAAAAUGGAAGCAAAUCAAGAAAAGAGCUUUGUAGAAAAUGACAAAGAACCCCUGGAACCCGCUGGAGCUGCUAAACCAGCAAGGAAAGCACGCAAACCUGACCGGGAACUUUAUCAACCUGGGACCCGCAGGAGUACCCAGGGAAAGGAGUAUGGAGUUGGAAAAGAGCAAGAUACACCUCCCCCAGGGAAGCAGGGGCAUAAAACUGAUCCAGAAGCCCAGUCUAAUACAGAGGAAAUGGAGGUGAACAAAAAGACAUCCCCAGAGAAGCCAAGAGGGAAAGUUAAAGAAGUAAAAGAUACACAGGAAAAUGUAAAGGUUUCCAAAUCCAGUGAGACAAAUAGAAAGCAAGGAAGCCGAGAUGUUCAAAAGCCUUUGUUACCACCUGAUGCUUCAGUGGAGAAAAUGACCUGCAUGGUAGAAAAACUCAGCAUGAAAGAAAAGGGUAAAGUUGGAAGUGAAGGCCAAGAUGUUGGAGAGUUAAGUUGCAGGAGAGGGAAAACUACUGAAAAGGGAGGGCAGGGCCAAAGGGGUGGGGAAAAAGAAGAGGAGGAAAAGAUAGAUAGGACGAGAGGAAACCGCAGGAGAAGAGGAGGGGAGAAGGAAAAAGAGGGGAAUCGGGAUGGCAUAAGUGGUGGAGGAAGGAGUGACCUAGGGAAAGAUGAUAAAGCGAGAGACCGGAGGGCAGUAGAAGCAGACAGGGAUAACAAACCAGCUAAGACAGUAGAGACAAACCAAAGCAAACUGAGAGAAAAUCGUGGAGAAAACCGAAGAGGAGGAGAUUACAAUAACAACCGGUCCAGAGAAGCUGAGAAAGAUGUUAAGACAGAAAAAAAUGUAGACAGGAUUGAAGAAAGAGUAAACAGAAACCAAUUCAAUGCAAACAUCACGCCAUCAUCAUCAAAGAGAUAUUCCAAGUCAGAUAUUCGACGCCCUCGGAAUCGAACUUACAGCAGUAGCUCAGCCAGCAGUGUGACCAGCCUCGAAGGUCCAGGAGUGGGGAUGAAUUUGGAAAAUACCAAGUGGCCACGCUUGCACCCUAAGCUCAAUAAUAAAGAGAAGAUGGCUACUUAUAGCGACGGACAAAGGAGGCAUUUAAAAAGCUGGACAACUAACGGGGAAUCAUCUACAGAAUCACUGGAAAGGAGUGAGAAAGGUGACGUAGCAGAGAAUAGAAAGCGGCGGAGAAGAGGAGGGGAGGACGAACUAAAUGCAGCAAGACGGCGGGAAGAAAGGAAGGGAAACAGGGGUGGAGGUCGGGGGAUACUAAGGGUUUCUAUCGAGAAACAUUCAGUUUCCACACCACAUAGUGGGGAUCCACAGCAUGGCAAGCAAGGCCUGGUUCCUCGUGCCAGAGGUGGGGGUAUCCUGGUGCUUCCAUCCAACACAGACAUCUCUAGCUCCCCUGGGGUUGGGCAAAGGCUUUUUGGUGGAAUUAGGGGGGGUGCGGCCUCCAGCAGUAGAGGAGGCAGAGGAGGAGUGAGACGGCUUUGGGAUCCCAAUAACCCAGACCAGAAACCUGCCCUUACCAGCACCCAGUCCUCACAGCAUAAAUCUCUCCAACAGCCUAUAUAUCUUCAGACAGGGACUGGAUAUGGACAACUUCACUUUCUGGACACAGACGAUGAGGUAGCAGGCAGUCCUCCAGUCCCGCAGGGUGAGCACCUUCGAUCCCAGCAGACUGCUGCCAUAGCCCAUUACAAAUUCCAAAACUCUGACAACCCCUAUGGCUACCCCAUGCCAACCAGCAGCCCACACAGUCCUGGCAACACCACCAGCCAACGCUAUCCAUAUCCAUACCAUAUAGGGCCCUACCAAACGGCGCCCCCGUCUAACGGUAUGUACCCGGGCCCUGGGAUGGGUCAGAUCGGUGGGAGUUACAAGGGAGCAGCUUAUUCUCAGCCAGGUGCGGGAGGUAGUUUGAGUUUUCAAGAGGUGGAGCAACAGGCCAGGGGGGAGCUGGGCAAGCUGUUGAGGAAUGCGGAUACACAGGAGCUCCUGCUCAGUAACCUGCUGUCAAGGGACAGAGUGAGUGCGGAUGGACUGGAUCGCAUGGCCCAGCUCAGAGGGGACCUUUUGCGGGUAUAUGAGCAGGUCAUCCUCACAGACAUAGAGUUUUCAGACUCUCAGAAUUUGGAUCAAGCUUUGUGGAAGAAUGUGUUUUACCAGGUCAUAGAGCGAUUCCGGCAACUACUCAAAGACCCUGCCUCUGACAACACCCCUCAUAUCAGGAACAUGUUGCUCACGCUGCUUGAUGAGGGAUCACUCUUCUUCGACGCUCUGCUUCUGAAGCUGCAGACAGUAUACCAGUUUAAGUUGGAGGAUUACAUGGAUGGCAUGGCUAUAAGGGCUCGGCCAUUACGCAAAAUGGUCAAAUAUGCACUUAUUAGUGCUCAGCGCUGCAUGAUUUGUCAGGGAGAUAUCGCACGUUACCGGGAACAAGCCAGCGACUCGGCCAACUACGGCAAGGCUCGCAGCUGGUAUCUGAAAGCUCAGCAGAUUGCCCCCAAAAAUGGACGACCAUAUAACCAGCUGGCCCUGCUGGCAGUUUAUACAAAGAGGAAGUUGGACGCUGUGUAUUAUUACAUGCGAAGCUUGGCAGCUUCCAACCCCAUCCUCACGGCAAAGGAGAGCCUGAUGAGUCUGUUUGAAGAAGCUAAGCGAAAGACAGAGCAGCUUGAGGGAAGGAGGAAGAAGGAGCACGAAGGGGGAUCUCGGGGUCCACCGGUGAGAGGAAGAGGAAGAGGGGAAGAGGGAGCACGUGUGGAGAUCUGGAUUCGCCCCAGCGCGCAAGCAGCAACCCCUUCAUCACAUAGAGGAGGUAGUGAGUCCAGCAGAGACUCUGAACUGGAUGGAGAGCUUGGGAGUCUCAGCGCAAGUGACUUAAACAAGAGGUUCAUUCUGAGGUUCUUGCAUGCCCAUGGCAAGCUCUUCACUAAAGUCGGCAUGGAGUCAUUCCCCGGGGUGGCGAGCCGUGUUCUGCAGGAGUUCAAGAAGUUACUCCAGCAUGGACCUUCCCUACUGGGCAGCACACACAUGCUGCAGAUCAUCACUAUCAAUAUGUUCAGUAUACACAAUGCCCACAGCAGAGAUGAAGGAGGAGAUGUGCGGUCCGUUUUGCAAGAGCAAAGCACUGCGCUGGGCCUCGGCAUGUUUGCACUUCUGGUUCAACGCUGCACGGAGCUGCUCAAAGAUACUCCUGCAGGUACAGACAUGAAAGCACCCCAGAAGUAUUUGAUCAGCAAACCAGUUCCCAUGGCAAAUGGAGAGGAGGAGGGGAAAGGGCAGGAGCUUGAGGGUAUGUUGAGGGUCUCUGCUUUUCCUCGUGAUCUAAAAGAACUACUGCCAAGCAUCAAGGUCUGGUCUGACUGGAUGUUGGGACAGCCAGACCAGUGGAACCCACCGCCAUGCAGUAUAGAUGGUAGCCCUAAUGUUUGGCAAUGCCUGGCUGACCUGUGUAAUAUGCUGGCACGUGUGGACCACGAGGAAGUGCCCCUUUUCAAAGCGGACACUGAUGAAGGCGAGGGAGAUGAAGAGUUGACUGUGCUACAGUUGAAGGAGGACAGGUUGCUUGCUGGUUUUGUACCAAUACUGGCUGCACCACAGGAGGCGUGUUACACAGACAGCCACACUGACAUGACAAUAGCAGAAGAUUGUAAGAGAGUGACGGUGCUCAAGUACUUUCUGGAGGCGUUGUGUGGACAGGAGGAGCCUCUGUUGGCCUUCAAGGGUGGCAAGUACAUCUCUGUGGCAACUUCUUCUCCACCCGACCACUCGGCGAAUACAGGAGGCAGGCAGGGUUCUCACACAGAGAAAGAGGCUGAUGAUGUCAUAGUCGAGGCCGAGUCGUCUCUCUCCACGUCAGAAGGAGAGGAGGAGGCGGAUGAUAGUGAGAAUGACAUCAGACAGCUGAAGGCACGACGCCAUGUCCUCACCAACAAACUGGCACAGCAACAGAAGCGCAAGGAAAAAAUACAGGCGGUUCUGCAGACUGGUGGGCAGUUGGAGCUGGAAGUGAGGCCUCGGUUUUUGGUUCCAGACACCAAUGGAUUCAUUGAUCAUUUGGAAGGGCUGCAGAAACUUCUUAAGUGUAGAACCUACAUCAUAGUUUUGCCUCUCAUUGUGAUUACUGAGUUAGACGGCUUGGCUAAAGGCCAGGACAACUUUGGUGGAGGAGUUGGGUCAGGUGGUCGCAACUCGGGCAGUCGUGGCAACCAUAAUGUCAGUUCCGCCCAUGUGCGGUCUGUGCAGGAGAAGGCCCGGUUGGCAGUGGCUUUCUUAGAGAAAGGAUUCGAGGCCAGGGAACCGUGCCUCCGGGCCCUAACAAGCAGGGGAAGCCAGCUUGAGUCUAUUGCUUUCCGGAGCGAAGACACCUCUGGACAACAGGGCAACAACGAUGACGUGAUUCUGUCCUGCUGUCUCCACUACUGCAAAGACAAGGCAAAAGAUUUCAUGCCCGAACAGAGAAAUGGGACAGUGAGGCUCCACCGAGAGGUCGUACUCCUCACAGAUGACCGCAACCUGCGCGUCAAAGCGUUGACCCGCAACGUCCCUGUGCGAGACAUCUCUGCUUUCCUCAGCUGGGCCAAAGUGGGGUGAACCAAGCUCAGCUGGAGUCAAAGGAAGCCAACUGCUGAAGCCUGCUUGCCACGCAGCCAGAGGAGGAGACACACUUAAACAGAUGAAGAAGAGGAUGAAAUAACAGGGGAGAGGAGAUGAAGAAGAGAGCUAACAACCACUACUUAUGAAACACAAGUACAUGUAGUGAGAGUGGUUUCUGUGAGCUUUUCCCUCUUGUGAUGAAGUGUGUGUGUUGUGUUAAGAUCAGUGAGCUUCCUCAGAGGGAGACCGGAGACUUGAUGAGUCUCAGGAAGGCUGGACUACAGAGUGGGGGGAGUAAAAAUGGAGUGAUGUGAUUUGUAAGUUGUCGGGUCCAGCCUCGACCCUCUGCACCUAGUUAGUGAGUGUGUACUCUGCAAGCGGUAUUAAAUCUGGGCCUGAUGAUAGGAUGAGCCAGAGAGAGGGAGUGUUAAUGGUCAUUUAAUUGAUGAAAUACAUCAGUACUGAAGGCCACACCUGGUACUUCCCCACCUCUCUGAGGGCCCAGUCUUACAGACUGCUGUGGCCCCUACAGCAGAGCUGAGGGAAAGGAAGGCGGAGAGAAGCACAGCUGGAGCGUCUGUGUCAGUCCAGUUGACAGAGGCUUAAUGUAGUGAGGAUUAAUCAAGAGCCCUCGGUCAACCUCAGCCCCAGCAAGGAAUCACAAGAAGGUACAGUGUUUCCUGCUCAACCAGGAAGUGCACUGUGCCUUCGAUUAUCAUCCAGUUUGAAGCCAACAUUCAGUUCUUGAUAUUGCCAGCAAAUGGUUUUAAAAAGUCAACAACAAAAAGGUUGGGUUCAUUCAUAUUUUGUUCUGUUUUUGACUUUUUGAGUUAAUUUGUUAAAAGUUUUGUUUCUUUCAUGAAGGCAAUUUUCCCCCUUUAACAUCAUAUAACACACUGAUAAUAUACAUCUGCAGAUUUUUCCAGUAGGAACCAUACUUCUGGCUGCAAAUGCAUUUGUACAUAGUCCAUCAUUUGUGUGUAUGAGCAGUGUAAACUGUGCUUUAAUACAUCAUGGCUGUUUGGGUUGAGUUUUCAGGUUCGAAACAUUUUAACACAAUGGAAUUCAGUGGUUUAAGCAAAAUGUGAAGCCAGAGUCUGCAGAAGUGAUUGUGUUAAGGAACAGGGGGGGAGGAUUUCCUGCAGAUACAUGCACUCGACCGACUGCAAGCUGAUCUCAGCUAAUUUAAACCAAUUUUACUGAAUGAUCACUUGGACACAUCAGUGUGAGAAGAACUAUCUAAAAUGACAGAAAACAUCUGAGUGCAUUUUGUUUAACAUAUCAUGGUGCCAGCCACCAGGGGGCGAUGGAGAUAAUUUGGCUUCAUUUUUAGGGAGUUGUUAUGACCUCCAUUGUUUGGUAUCAGUUUUUUGUGCUUUGACGUUCAUACCACCUCAAUAGUUUACCUUUUGACAAAAUGCUUUUAUUAGCCAAAACCUGUUUUCCUGUUCAGAGCGUAGCAUUGUGUUUCAGAUAUCCACUUUACUUUAGUUAGGAUAAAAUACAUGUGUUCGCAGACCUCAUAUCGCAGCGUGUACAAUUUAGCAUUUCACUGAUAGGUAGAGUUUGUGUUGGAGAUGAGCUUGUUCUUUGUUCGAGACAGAAUCUGAGAUGUCAGUUUAUUUCUAUGUACUUCUCAGACACCUCAAAACAGAUAUAAUCUACACCUCUGUUAUGUGACCUCAUCCAGAAUUCAAAGUUCACUCUCCACAUGUUCACCAUAUGUUAAUGCUGUACUGUAGGCCGAUGUGGCUAUUCCACUUUCUGUUUGUGUUGUACCUUUUCAGCAUGGCGCGUACAACUUCCAUCCGCAGAUGUAGUUUCCGUAUUUGUGUUAACCGGUUAAUUCAUUCUUUUCAGCGCCUCUGUUCUUUCUGUAGCCUCUGUUAAGUUGCACUGCUUCCGUGUUUUAGUGUCAGAGCAAAUGUAGUCAGUAAUUGACAUGACAAGUGUUUUUUUCUUCAUCAUUAAAAAUAACUUUAAACUGUU